This is a messenger RNA of Funneliformis caledonium, 702 nucleotides long. NCBI's taxonomy places the organism in Eukaryota, Fungi, Glomeromycota, Glomeromycetes, Glomerales, Glomeraceae. The record is from the annotation of a GenBank genome assembly.
AUGUAUAAAAUUACCGCGGCAAAGGAACGAAAAACUUUGCAUCAAAAAGAGAUUAACGCUAAAAAACAAGCCGUAAAAGAUCAGAAGGAAGCUGAAGAAUGGUCACUUGGUGCAAAAGAUGCUUCUAAAAAAGAAGCUCAAAGGCUAAAAAAAGAAGCUCAAUUGGCAAAGAAAAACGAAGCAGCUCAAUUAUUGGAGCAGGAAGAGAAGGAAUUAUCAAAAUUCAAACCUUUAUUAAAGCCAACAAAGAAAUCGGGAGAAGAUGUAUCAACCAAAAGGUCUCAGAAAGUUGAACAAGAAUCCACAGAACGAAAGGAAAUUCCUGUAUACUCUGCAUCAAAUAUAGAUGAUGCUUUGGAUUUACUGGCUAUUGCCACAGAAACUUCAAGUUCCUCAGGUGGCGGUAAAACGGGAUUAUCUAAUAGCGUACCAAUAAGUGCUGCCAACAUUGAAAGGCAUCCGGAAAGAAGGUUUAAGGCUGCUUUUCGAGCGUAUGAGGAACGAGAGUUGGCAAAACUUAAAGAAGAAAAUCCUGGAUUGCGAUAUACUCAAUUACAUAAUAUUCUUUUCGAGAAUUUUAAAAAAUCACCAGAGAAUCCUUUCAAUCAAGCCAAUGUUUUGCGACAUAAUGCUACCAAGGAAGAAUCCGAUAAGAUGAUUGAGGCAGCAAGACAGGAUAUAGAAAACCGGUUAAGAGUUUAG